Molecule: messenger RNA, 1625 nt
Organism: Bicyclus anynana (squinting bush brown)
Lineage: Eukaryota; Metazoa; Arthropoda; Insecta; Lepidoptera; Nymphalidae
Product: 15-hydroxyprostaglandin dehydrogenase [NAD(+)]
Exons: 5
Coding region: 732-1532 (266 amino acids)
Cellular component (GO): cytoplasm
Molecular function (GO): oxidoreductase activity, acting on the CH-OH group of donors, NAD or NADP as acceptor
Source: RefSeq, a predicted model, not a curated record
GUCGUCAUCAACUCAUAUUCGGGUCACUGCUGAGCUCGAGUCUCCUCUCAGAAUGGGAGGGGUAAGGCCAAUAGUCCACCACGCUGACCCAAUGCGGAUUGGCAGACUUCACACACGCAGAGAAUUAAGAUAAUUCUCUAGUAUGCGGGUUUCCUUACGAUGUUGUCUUUCACCGAUUGAGACACGUCAUAUUUAAUUUCUUAAACAAUUUUUGUAUCUUUGACAAUUUAUGUAGUCAGUAAUGUAGUACAUUUCAUUUCCAACAUAGUUAUUUUUUUAAUUACGUACCUACCUCUAAAAGAAAAUAUGGAACUACUUUUUUGUCUGUCGGUCUCCUAAGACUCUUUUUCUCAUGUAUUCUUGUGCCAAGUUUUAAUAAUUAUCUAUUGAUCUCGUUUUCUCAGUUGAAGAUGUACAAAAACUAAACAAUUAAAGAAUAUAUACCUAUCGUCCAUACAUCCAAUCACCUAUACCGUGCAGUAUGAAUUAGUUUGAUAAAAUAAUGGAGGAAAGGUUAUCAGUUAUACUACUCUUGUGAUAAACACUUUUCCAUUAUACAGAUAAUAAAUCGUAUCGGAAGGUAAAUCGUUUUGUCUUUGAGGUAUUCCAAAACAUCUUCUACGAAUGUGUAAAAACCGAACAAUUUCAAACACCUUAUUUCCUUAAAGUAUAAAGGUGUACUGAUUUAACGAUUUCGAAAUCAGUGCAAGUGAGGACGUCUCCAUAGUAAUAUGUUUUGUUUAAAAGAUAAAGUGGCGUUGGUUACUGGCGGAGCCAAUGGCAUAGGAGCGGCGAUAGUGAAAGAAUUUUUAAAAGAAGGUGUUAAGUUUGUUUCCAUACUGGAUCUUGAAGAAAAAUCUGGAACAGCUCUCGCCGAAGCAUUAGCGGCGACAUAUGGGAAGGAUAAAGUUGAAUUUUUCAAAUGCGACGUCACAAAAGAUGAUGAACUGUUUGCUGCUUUUGAGAAAACAGCGAAAGCAAAUGGUGGUCUUGAUAUAGUAGUUAACAACGCUGGUAUAGCAAAUGACGAUAUUUACAAGAAAGAGAUUGAAGUUAAUUUUACUGCUCUUGUUACGAGUACCUUGAAGGCUUUGAAAUUGAUGCGAAGUGACCGAGGUGGUAAAGGAGGAACUGUAAUAAAUGUUUCUUCGGUCAGUGCACUUGCUUUACUAUCACCAACGGCCUUCGUCUAUGGCGCAACGAAAGCCGCAGGUCUUCAUUUUACAUCAAGUAUUGGGAAAGAAGCCUAUUACAGUAGCACAAAAGUUCGAACUUUAAGCAUAUGUUUCGGAGCUACAGACACCGAUUUAAUAUCUGAUGUACGAAGCUUUGAUGAAGAGCUGACACAGAAAAUGAAAACUAUAGUAAAAUAUGAUCCAUUGCAAACUGCAGAAGAUGCAGCUAAGGGUGUUGUGGAAGCAUAUAAAACUGGAGACAGUGGCAGUACUUGGCUCAUAUGGUGUAAAGUUCAAGACAUCACUGACAGAGUUAAAAAAGGUUAUGAAAUUAUGGCUGGAGAUAUAUUUGACUAAUUCGACAAUGAAAAUAUUUUCUGUAAUAAAUAUGUACAUCUUUGUAAUAAUUGUAAUUACAGUGUUUUUCCAUACGGUUUUCUGUGUUUUUAU